AUGACUCAACUUCCUUCAGUGUCGGAAUUGAUGAUCAAGUCCUCCAAAGACAGCUCGCCCACCAGCAGCCUCCCGCUCCCUGCAGACACCAAGCCAGUGUCGGCGCCCCGUUCGCCCUCCACCAUACCGCGGAUCUCGUCCUCCUCAUCCUUCUCCAACAAGCUCAACUACUCGUCCUCGCGGGCCAACCUCCCCCCACCGGCGCCCAUCCGCAGGCUCACCGAGCCCUCCAUCAUGUACAACCAGACGCCCCAGGCGCCAGCGCAUAUCGCAUUACUCGCAUCCCCCCACCCUCCUGUCAACUACCAGUUGAACCAACGCAUGUCAACAUCCUCGUCCAUCGACCCGCUCACCAGAGAACCUUCCACCACCACCUACUCCACCAUCAACUCCUCGCCGUCCAUGAAGACCCAGGCGGUGGCCAGCGCAUCCAACCUCCCACCAGCUCCCCAGUACCCCCACCCCAGCCAUAGCCAAGGCACCCUGCCUACGUCAGGCGCGUCCUACCCUUACCACGAGUUCCCCCAAUCGCUUCCGCAGCCGCCGCAGGCUCCACAUGCGCCAGGUCCCCACGACAUGAACCCUCCACCAGGCUACCCCUACUACUACCCGGUGGCACCGGUGUACCAGCAGGGUCCGCAGGGCGAGGUCCUCCACCACCAGCAUGUCCAGCAGCCAUACAUGUACCAGGUGCCGCCAGGGGCAACCCCUGCAGGUGCCCCCGGAACUGGGUACUACCACCCCGGCAUGCCGCCCCGCAUGAUGUCCCAGACCAUGGACAACGGACUCUCGAUGGUGGGCAUGCAGAUGGCGCCAGGAAUGUAUGAAGAGAAUAACGCGUUGAUCAACAAGCGCCGCAUCAUCAAGAGACGGACGCGGACUGGCUGCCUUACGUGCCGCAAGAGAAGAAUCAAAUGCGACGAGCGCAAGCCCACCUGCUUCAAUUGCGAGCGCUCCAAGAAGGUGUGCUUGGGGUACGAGAAAUUGAACGGCUUGGGCAACAAGAAGAGAAGAGACACCAGCCUCGACUUGCUCCAGGACGGCGAGGACGACGACAACGACCACGACCACGACCAGGCGCUGCUGCCGCUCCAGGAGCAGGAGGAGGCUGCGCAGGCCUCCAAGGACCAGAAUGGUACUGGUGACCAUUCUGGCGCAAGCCCCACCGACUCCAAAGUGUCGGUGCAUAACUUGAUCAAGUAG
Suhomyces tanzawaensis NRRL Y-17324 is the source of this 1203-nucleotide messenger RNA. RefSeq names its product Zn(II)2Cys6 transcription factor WOR2 (gene WOR2). Gene Ontology annotation, molecular function: zinc ion binding; DNA-binding transcription factor activity, RNA polymerase II-specific. NCBI's taxonomy places the organism in Eukaryota, Fungi, Ascomycota, Pichiomycetes, Serinales, Debaryomycetaceae. The record is from RefSeq and is a predicted model, not a curated record. Gene Ontology annotation, biological process: regulation of DNA-templated transcription. Bases 1 to 1203 code for a protein of 400 amino acids. The transcript has 2 exons.